AUGGGUCCUCCUCUGAAGUUCUUCAAAAACCAGAAGUACCAGGAACUGAAGCAGGAAUGCAUCAGGGAUGGUAGACUUUUCUGUGAUCCAACCUUUUUGCCUGAAAAUGAUUCACUUUUCUACAACCGACUGCUUCCUGGAAAGGUGAUAUGGAAACGCCCCCAGGACAUCUGCGAUGACCCUCGUCUGAUUGUGGGCAACAUCAGCAACCACCAGCUGACCCAAGGGAGACUGGGGCACAAGCCAAUGAUCUCUGCGUUUUCCUGUUUGGCUGUUCAGGAGUGUCACUGGACAAAGACAAUCCCCAACCAUAAGGAACAGGAAUGGGACCCUCGAAAACUAGAUAAAUAUGCUGGGAUAUUUUACUUCCGGUUCUGGCAUUUUGGAGAAUGGACUGAGGUGGUGAUUGAUGACUUGCUGCCCACCAUCAACGGAGAUCUUGUGUUCUCCUUCUCCACCUCCAUGAAUGAGUUUUGGAAUGCUCUGUUGGAAAAAGCUUAUGCCAAGCUCCUUGGCUGUUAUGAAGCCCUUGAUGGUCUGACCACCAGUGAUAUCAUUGUGGACUUCACUGGCACAUUGGCUGAAACUGUUGACAUGCAGAAGGGAAGAUACUCUGAUCUUGUUGAGGAGAAGUACAAGCUGUUUAAAGAACUGUACAAAACAUUUACCAAAGGAGGUCUGAUCUGUUGCUCCAUUGAGUUUCCUGACCAGGAGGAACAAGAAGUUGAAACUGAUUGGGGUCUGCUGAAGGGCCAUACUUACACCAUGACUGAUAUUCGCAAGAUCCGCCUUGGAGAAAGACUUGUGGAAGUCUUCAGUACUGAGAAGCUGUACCUGAUUCGUCUGAGGAACCCCUUGGGAAGACAGGAAUGGAGUGGGCCCUGGAGUGAGAUUUCUGAAGAGUGGCAACAACUGACUGCAGCAGAUCGCAAGAACCUGGGGAUUGUUAUGUCUGAUGAUGGAGAGUUUUGGAUGAGCCUGGAGGACUUUUGCCGCAACUUCCAUGAACUCAAUGUCUGCCGCAAUGUGAACAACCCAGUUUUUGGCCGCAAGGAGCUGGAGUCGGUGGUGGGAUGCUGGACUGUGAACGAUGAUCCCCUAAUGAAUCGUUCAGGAGGUUGCUAUAACAACCGUGAUACCUUCCUGCAGAACCCCCAGUACAUCUUCACUGUGCCAGAGGAUGGGCACAAGGUCAUCAUGUCUCUACAGCAAAAAGACCUGCGCACUUACCGCCGCAUGGGAAGACCUGACAAUUACAUCAUCGGCUUUGAGCUCUUCAAGGUGGAAUUGAACCGUAAAUUCCGCCUCCACCACCUCUACAUUCAGGAGCGUGCCGGGACCUCCACUUACAUCGACACACGCACCGUGUUUCUGAGCAAAUACCUGAAGAAGGGCAACUAUGUGCUUGUCCCAACCAUGUUCCAGCAUGGUCGUACCAGCGAGUUCCUCCUGAGAAUCUUCUGUGAAGUGCCUGUCCAGCUCAGGGAGCUGACUCUGGACAUGCCCAAGAUGUCCUGCUGGAAUCUGGCUCGUGGCUACCCCAAGGUUGUCACCCAGAUCACGGUGCAUAGCGCUGAGGGACUGGAGAAGAAGUAUGCCAAUGAAACUGUAAACCCAUAUUUGAUCAUCAAGUGUGGAAAGGAAGAAGUCCGUUCUCCUGUCCAAAAGAACACCGUUCAUGCCAUUUUUGACACCCAGGCCAUUUUCUACAGAAGGACCACUGACAUUCCUAUUAUAGUGCAGGUAUGGAACAAGCGAAAGUUCCGUGAUCAGUUCUUGGGCCAGGUUACUCUGGAUGCUGACCCCAGUGACUGCCGUGAACUAAAGUCCCUGUACCUGCGUAAGAAGGGUGGCCCAACCGCCAAAGUGAAACAAGGCCACAUCAGCUUCAAGGUUAUUUCGAGCGAUGACCUCACUGAGCUCUAA
Messenger RNA from Rangifer tarandus platyrhynchus (Svalbard reindeer), 1926 nucleotides. The record is from the annotation of a GenBank genome assembly. NCBI's taxonomy places the organism in Eukaryota, Metazoa, Chordata, Mammalia, Artiodactyla, Cervidae.